Molecule: messenger RNA, 1911 nt
Organism: Melampsora larici-populina 98AG31
Lineage: Eukaryota; Fungi; Basidiomycota; Pucciniomycetes; Pucciniales; Melampsoraceae
Exons: 2
Coding region: 292-1752 (486 amino acids)
Biological process (GO): protein O-linked glycosylation via fucose; GDP-fucose import into Golgi lumen
Cellular component (GO): Golgi apparatus
Molecular function (GO): antiporter activity
Source: RefSeq, a predicted model, not a curated record
AAGGCACCGUUACGCUCAGGGCUUGCUUUUUUUCCCUUUCCCAUUUAUUUUUGAUUUUACCUCUCCGUUCCGUUCAAGGGCGUAAUUUUCUUCAUCUAGCAUUCUUCAUUGAUUUAUCUCACGCUCAUUGAACCACAGAUAAACGAAAAAAUACUUGAUCACUCAGCAUUGAAACCGACUCUCGUUUUUAAAAAAAAUCAAGUCUUAUUCACGUUCAUUAUCGAUCAGAACUCACCGAUCUAUCACAUCCAACUUUCGUCAACCAAAUCAUUCAUCUCAGUUUUAUCCUCAAUGCUACCCAUUAACCAUCCUGUAGCCAAUUAUGCUACCAAGUAUGAAGGAACUACACUUCCAAGUCUUCUUCGACACCCAUCAUUUUCACAUUCUACUCGAUUAGCUUCUCGAUCCUCUUCUAUGUCAUCUAAUACCACCAAUCAAGAAGUUUCAAGACCAUUCUUAUUUGAUGAAAAAAUUAACAGUCCUAAUCGAGUUUUACGAAAUGAAUCAUCUCAUGAUCAUCUGGCCAAUGGAAGGAGUCUUUUACCGAUUAGUAAUACACCAGAGGAAACACCUUCACGUACAAAAGUGAUUGGAACGGUGUUGUUUUAUCUUGUUGCUGCUAUUGUUAUGGUCUUCUCGAAUAAGUGGGUCUUGAAUGCCACCUCUAUUCCCCUCACGUUUCUCUUUUUUCAAUUGAUCAUGGCGGUGAUAUUACUCCAAUUAUGCGCUCUUACGGGUCAUCUGAAGAUUCCUACCUUCAGUUGGAGCACUACUUACUCCUUGUUACCACUUAUACUCAUCAAUGUUUCUGGACUAGUCUUCAACACCUUUUGCCUUCAAUACGUCGAUGCAUCGUUUUAUCAAGUCGCCCGUGGUUUGAUCCUACCCUUCACAGUCUUGGCCUCAUACCUUUUUCUAGACUCCAAGCCUAGCCCGAAUACUCUUUCAGCUGUCUUGGUAGUUUGUGUGGGAUUCUUUUGGGGAGUCAAGUCUGAGCAACUCACGGCGUCUUCGAUCGGUAUAUUGCUGGGUGUGUUUAGUAGUCUGACUACCUCGGUUCAUGCGAUUGUUGUCAAGAAGUCAUUGUCGAUCACCAGUUCACCUAUCGAGUUAUCUUACUAUAAUAAUCUUCUUUCGGCUGUUCUAUUGAUUCCUAUCAUCUGCACUACCUCUGAAGUCAACACUUUUGUCAGUCUCAUUCAAAGUGGAGGUGAUAACUUGCGCACAUUCAUCAUUGGUGCACUUGUCACUGGUCUUUUUGGUUUCCUUAUCUGUUUGGCUGGCUUCCUGUCUAUCAAGGUGACAUCUCCGGUCACUCAUAUGGUUUCAUCAGCUGUUCGAGGAGUCAUUCAAACUUUCUUAGGAAUCUUUCUUUUUGGGGAAGUUGUAAGUUCAGGAAGAUGGAUUGGUAUCAUCUUUAUCUUAGUUGGUUCAGCUUUUUAUACGUUUGUAAAAGAAGCAGAACAACGUGGUGGUUUGGUUCAAAGACCUGUUAGAGAAAGAAAAGAAUCGAUUGGGAUGAAAGAAACGAUUGUUCAUCUUCCGGUUUAUUCUUCUACUACACCUGUUAAAACUCAUCAUCAGAUUGUUCAUCAAAUUUCACAAAGUAAUCAUACACCUACAAGACUUCCUGCUUUACGAAACACUUCUGGUUCUAAUAAUAACUCUCCUUCUUGUGAUCGAAAUGGGGUUUAUUCACUUGAAGUUGAAAAGUAUAAUCAAGAGAUCUUGUUGAAGAAGUCAUUGGUCUAAGUACGUUAGAUGUGGAUGUUGAUCUGAAGCUUUUGUACACCGUGUUGUUAUAGUCCAUUAUUUCUUCAAUUUGCUACGCUCACUCUUGGGUAAUUCUGUAAAACUUUUACACUGUUCCUCAUAUGAGUUCUACAAAUAAUCAAUCGCGCUUCCUUAGCU